AUGUCUGAGAGAUAUACACAAAUUGCUGCCGACCCACGCUGCCUCAGUGUGCCUGAGCUCCAGAACCAUCCUGAAGAGGAAUGUGAGGUGAUCAGGAGAAUAGAGGUGGACACAGAAAUGCUCCAAUCUUACCAGCCUAAAAGGAGUGAAAAGAAGUUUUACUCACACUCAAUGGUAGCACUGAAGGGGUCCCAUCAAUCAAGAAGGGGGCACUCCUAUUUGCAAGAAGAGACAGUAGAUAGGAGGGCCAUUGAGAGCCACCACAAAGCACAGCAAAACACACAAGUGGACCAGGCUCCUGUAGUUCGAAGAAGGGUUAUAGAUGUAAGGCAAGAAACAUUACUCCAGUCACAAAUAAAGAUGCUUCGGCUGGAGUUGCAAAAAAAAGAUGCUGAGAUUGCCAGACUUCCGGUGUUGGGUGACACUUCGACUCGGAGACUAAAGGAGUAUCGAGAGAGAGUGCUUCACCUAAUAAGAGACUUGCAGCAAGCUCAUGACAGAGAAAGGACCCUGAACCAGCAAGUGACCUCUCUUCAAACAUCAUUUAAUAAAACACAAGACGAGGCUAAACAGCUGCAGGAUGAGAGCAUCACAAAUGAAAGGAACAGGAGCCUCUUGACUGAGAAGGUGGCGAGUCUUGAAACAAGACUGGAUGAAAAAGAAAAUGAAAAUGAAAAUUUGGUGGCAGAAAUUGACGAUUUGAAGGAAAGGAAUUGGAGUCAAGAAAAGCAUUAUCGUGAGAAAGUGUUUCACCACACAAUAGCCUUGGAACAAGCUCAGGACAACGAAAGGACCCUGAACCAGCAAGUGACCUCUCUCCAAACAUCAUUUAAUAAAACCCAAGACGAGGCUAAACAGCUGCAGGAUGAGAGCAUCACAAAUGAAAGGAACAGGAGCCUCUUGACUGAGAAGGUGGCGAGUCUUGAAACAAGACUGGAUGAAAAAGAAAAUGAAAAUGAAAAUUUGGUGGCAGAAAUUGACGAUUUAAAGGAAAGGAAUUGGAGUCAAGAAAAGCAUUAUCAAGAGAAAGUGCUUCACCUCACAACAGCCUUGGAACAAGCUCAGGACAACGAAAGGACCCUGAACCAGCAAGUGACCUCUCUCCAAACAUCAUUUAAUAAAACACAAGACGAGGCUAAACAGCUGCAGGAUGAGAGCAUCACAAAUGAAAGGAACAGGAGCCUCUUGACUGAGAAGGUGGCGAGUCUUGAAACAAGACUGGAUGAAAAAGAAAAUGAAAAUGAAAAUUUGGUGGCAGAAAUUGACGAUUUGAAGGAAAGGAAUUGGAGUCAAGAAAAGCAUUGUCAAGAGAAAGUGUUUCACCUCACAACAGCCUUGGAACAAGCUCAGGACAACGAAAGGACCCUGAACCAGCAAGUGACCUCUCUCCAAACAUCAUUUAAUAAAACACAAGACGAGGCUAAACAGCUGCAGGAUGAGAGCAUCACAAAUGAAAGGAACAGGAGCCUCUUGACUGAGAAGGUGGCGAGUCUUGAAACAAGACUGGAUGAAAAAGAAAAUGAAAAUGAAAAUUUGGUGGCAGAAAUUGACGAUUUGAAGGAAAGGAAUUGGAGUCAAAAAAAGCAUUAUCAAGAGAAAGUGUUUCACCUCACAACAGCCUUGGAACAAGCUCAGGACAAAGAAAGGGCCCUGAACCAGCAUUCAGAGGAAACAAUCAGCAAGCUCAGAGAAGAGCUCAAGGCAGCCUUAAAAGAUCUUCAGGAACAUCAGGAGUUGCUAAAUGAUCGUGAUGAGCAACUUGCAGAUAAGCUGGAUGAACAAAAAUCUCUGGCAGAGGGGCGUGCAGAAAGAAUUGAAAACAUGAAGUCGAAAAUCCAUAAUCUUCAGACUGAAUUGUUUGGAUCUGAUCUAGAACUUGGUGAAAAGAAUAGAACGAUAAGAAAGCUGAAGAGGGAAAUUGCCAAUCUGCAAGAAAUCACAGAAGAUCUGCACACCCACUACACACAUUCAGAGGAAACAAUCAGCAAGCUCAGAGAAGAGCUCAAGGCAAAGCAGGAGGAAGAGAUACUAGCGUCAAGUGAAAGACAUCUUAACUCCACUGGGGUACAGACAGACGAGAUAUCACCUGACCUCGAGAUAUCACCUGAACCUCAGCAGCUGGAAACUCCUGCUGCUGAGGCUCAGAGUGAAAGCCUGUGGAAGCGCUCUUGCAGAGGUGCACUGAGAGUAGGCAAGUUCAUUGGUGUGUCCUCUGCAUGUGCACUUGUUGCAGUGGGUAUGCUGUCCAGUGGAUUGAUUGCUCAUUGUGAUUCAAACAAUCCAUACGGCCCAUGUGAUCCUUUCUCCCACCUGUUGGAAUUAUUGACUAUUGACAACACAGAACACCUCUUUUAA
Xyrichtys novacula (pearly razorfish) is the source of this 2355-nucleotide messenger RNA. NCBI's taxonomy places the organism in Eukaryota, Metazoa, Chordata, Actinopteri, Labriformes, Labridae. The record is from the annotation of a GenBank genome assembly.